CGAUCCGUAUGGGAACUAAGCCCCGAUCCCGACAUGGUCGGGCAUCUACCGAACAAUCUGAUAUCCGGCCACCAGAAUCAUGGCUCGGGCAAGAGCUCGCGACAGAGGAACCGUCCCGAUGACAAUGUCUACGCCGACGAGGCCGCGACUGGUCAAAGUCCCACCAACGAGACCAAGCAAAUCUUUGAACUGCUCAGAGCCGGUGAAAUCGAAGCGGUCGAGGAAUUGGUGGAAAGGAACGGGUUAAACGUGCUCAGCGCGAGGGAUGAAUGGGGAUAUACACCUGCUCAUUGGGCUGCCUUAGAUGGCAAUAUUGAAGUCAUGAGAUAUUUGAUAGAACGAAACGGUCCCGUCGAUCUACCAUGUCUCGGUACGCAAGGACCUAGACCGAUACAUUGGGCCUGCCGAAAAGGUCAUAGCGCGAUAGUGCAAUUGCUAUUGAAGGCCGGAGUCGCGGUCAACACAGCUGAUUUUAAGGGUCUGACGCCUCUAAUGACCGCUUGUAUGUUUGGCAAAUUCGCGACGGCCGCUUUCUUGCUGGGAUCCAAUGCGCAAGGACAUUUGACGGACAUAAACGGCGACACCGCAUUGCACUGGGCCGCAUACAAGGGCCAUGCCGAGCUAAUCAAGCUAUUGAUAUACAGCGGCGUGGAUCUGCAGAAGCCCGAUUACUUUGGCUCGACACCGCUUCAUUUGGCCUGCUUAUCCGGCAACGUCAGCUGUGUCCGGAUUCUCUGCGAGAAAAGCAAAAUCGAGCUCGAGCCGCGCGAUAAAAACGGCAAGACACCGUUGCAACUGGCCAAGAGUCACCGCCAUUUGGAGAUUGUUCGCAUUCUGCAGGCGGAACAAAAGCGCCGAGCUAGAUGGAUACCGCCCAUCAACGAACUAUGGGCAUUGCUGUUUGGCGGAGCGGGCAACAGCAAGGGACCGUUGCUACUGUUCAUGAUAUCCGUCCUGCUUUGGGGAUACCCGAUGUAUCUGUUAAAAUGCAUUCCGUUAACGUGGAAUCUUUUGCGUGGCAGCCAUUACUGUUUCAUUUACUGGAACAUCCUCAUGUGGAUUUCCUGGAUUGUGGCUAACAGAAGAGAUCCUGGUUACGUACCGCAGAACAGUGACACCUAUUAUAGGGCGAUAAAACAGAUUCCAUAUUUCGAUAAGUGGAAGAAGCGCAACGUUUUAUUAUCGCGAUUAUGUCACAGCUGUAGAUGUUUCAGACCCCUCCGGGCUAAACACUGUAGAAUCUGCAACAGAUGCGUCACAUAUUUCGAUCAUCACUGUCCGUUUAUAUACAAUUGCGUCGGCCUGAGGAACAGAAUGUGGUUCUUCCUGUUCGUUAUGUGCGUGGCGAUAAAUUGCUCUUUCACCUUAUAUUUCGCAUGUUACUGUAUCGCAAUCGAGGGAAUUCAAUUGCUGUAUGUUCUUGGCGUAUUAGAAGCUCUCGUCUUUUGUGGACUCGGCUGGAUUCUAACAUGCACUUCGGUUUUACAUGCUUGUAUGAAUUUAACUACCAAUGAAAUGUUCAAUUACAAGAGAUACUCGUACUUAAGAGACAAGAGAGGCAAAUACUUAAAUCCUUUUAGUCGAGGGCCUGUGCUUAAUUUCAUCGAGUUUUUCCUCUGCCCGCCGGAUCAUCAAAUAAAUGAUCCCCAACAUUAUCAUAUUCUUUCGGAGGAUGUUAUAUAAUGUUACAUAAAGACCAUACGAGUCUUUGAUUAAUUUAUGUCACGCACUCUCUCGCACAGAGAAGCGUCACAAGUGCUACAUAUAUAAUGAUAUAUUAUUUUUUCAAAUUACACAUGUACAUUUGCACAUAAAAUAUAUUAUUGUCACUUAUAAAAGAUUCACAUCUCUCAUAGUUUAUAUUAUAUUACGCUACAUUCUGCUGCCAGGAAGCAAUUUGCAGAAACGUAGUAAAAAAUUUUAUAAAAGUUAAAAUUUAAAUAAAUUAUCU
This is a messenger RNA of Formica exsecta, 1951 nucleotides long. It is a transcript of the gene Patsas, whose product is annotated as probable protein S-acyltransferase 23. Bases 34 to 1683 code for a protein of 549 amino acids. The transcript has 8 exons. Lineage: Eukaryota; Metazoa; Arthropoda; Insecta; Hymenoptera; Formicidae. Gene Ontology annotation, cellular component: Golgi membrane. The record is from RefSeq and is a predicted model, not a curated record. Gene Ontology annotation, molecular function: protein binding; palmitoyltransferase activity. Gene Ontology annotation, biological process: protein palmitoylation.